AUGUCAAUGCCCCAGCGAAAGCGUAAUUGGCACACAAACUUUUCUCCUUCCGAGAUAGGUUUCAUAGCUGAUGAGGUGCGGGCGCGACAGAGUGUAUUGUUUGGCCCGUUUUCAUCCAUUGUGACCAACACGGCCAAAAUACGGGAAUGGGAUGAAAUCGCAACCAAACUAAACGCCUGUUCGUCCGUCCAGAGAUCUGGAGCCCAGAUACGGAAGAAAUGGAACGAUUACAAAUCCCAGGUGAAGAAGAAAGCCAUUGAUGUGCGGCGUGAGAGCUGCAAGACAGGCGGGGGUCCAGCACCAGUUGGUCUGUCUGACCUGGAGCACAAGGUUGUGUCAAUGAUUCCUCAGUGCCAGAUUGAAGGAAUAACUGGUGGAUUAGAGAGUGAAGUGGAGGAAAAAAGGGAAGCUCAGCCAGGCGUGACUGCCAUCCUUGCUAGUGAAAAGGAAAGGACUGGAAUAAUGAAGGCCCUCCUUGAUGUACAAAGAAAAAUCCUGGCUGUCUCGGAACAGCGACUUCAGGUGGAGACUGACAGGCUGGCCAUGGAAAGAGAGAAAUUUGAAUUUAAAAAAAGUUUAAUUAAUCUACCAGAAUACAAAACUGUUUCUCCCGUAAUACAGUUUCUGCAUGAAUUGUAA
Messenger RNA from Haliotis rubra (blacklip abalone), 639 nucleotides. RefSeq names its product myb-related transcription factor, partner of profilin-like. Gene Ontology annotation, cellular component: nucleus. Bases 1 to 639 code for a protein of 212 amino acids. NCBI's taxonomy places the organism in Eukaryota, Metazoa, Mollusca, Gastropoda, Lepetellida, Haliotidae. The transcript has 5 exons. The record is from RefSeq and is a predicted model, not a curated record.